Molecule: messenger RNA, 1193 nt
Organism: Pseudopodoces humilis (Tibetan ground-tit)
Lineage: Eukaryota; Metazoa; Chordata; Aves; Passeriformes; Paridae
Source: RefSeq, a predicted model, not a curated record
GCUGUUGCCAUGGCGCCUGCGUUCCCGGCAUGCAUCGCGGCGGUCCCGGGGACUACAGCUCCCGGCGUGCCCCGCGACGGAGCCGAGAUCCCAGUUUCCAGGAUGGGGAGUGCCGUGGGGCAUUGGGCCCUGCUGGCCCUGCUGCUGUGGAUCCCAUUUUUCACGGGAUCCGCAGGGGAUGGAGCCAAGGAUGGCCAGGAGGGAUUCCAGGGACAUGCCACCACCUCCGAUGACAUGCUGCUCCGUCUGGGAAUAUCCACUUGGGACACCCUGGAAAACUGGGUGGGACCCCAGCCCCUGCGGACGGUGGCGGAGAGCCUCUCCACCACCCUCUGGAUUGUUUCCUCUGGGAUCUCGGCAGCCUUGACCACACUCUGUGGUAUCCUGGGGGAUCUCCUGGCUGCUUUCAGCAUCAAUGGCCACUGGCUGGUCCGAGCAGCAGCACUGGCUCCCAGAGAAGUCCAGCGGGUGCUUCUGUGGGCAGUGGCCGCCCUGGUGGGAUCCUGGGUGCUAUCCCGGCUUCAAAGGCUGCUGCUCCCGCUGCUCCGUGGGAUGAAGCUUUUCUUUUUCCUUGGAGCCUUCCUGCAUGUGGCUGCUUCCCAGGAGAGGCCCACAGUGCAGGCGGGAAUGCUGCUGGGCCUGUGGGUGCUCUAUAGCCUCGUGGGCAGCCUGAUGCCAUCCCCGGAUUCCAGCAGCCGGCUGGAUGCAGCUGUGCGGAGCCUGGAGUGGAAGGUGGAGGAGCUGCGGCGGCGCCAGAAGUUUGGGGGGCCCCGGAACCGGGAGGAUUGAGCCCCACUAAAGCAUCCCCAAAGCUUGGCUCUGUUAUCCCAAGCAUGUGUCCCCCUGCUCUGCUGAGCCCCCACGCCCCCUCCUCUGCUUCCUGGUUCUCCCAGGGGUCCUGGGAACCCCCAUCCCUCUGGGAGCACCCCAAAAUUGGGGGUUUGCCACACAUGCCACAAGUGCCUUCACCCCAAAAGCCCCCACGAGCCCUGAAUGUGGGAGAAGAGCUCCCAUAUUCCCUGCUUGCCAGGGAUGUUGUCCAAGCCCAGCUGGCUUGGGGUGCAGAGGGAAUCCCAUUCCCCAUCCUGAGGGGUCUGCUUAUUUUGGGGUCCCUCAACUGUCAGGUUUUGGGUUUUAAGCUGCUUUUUAAACGGUUUUGAUAACGUGGUUUGGAAUAAAGACGGAUUUAUCCA